Molecule: messenger RNA, 1032 nt
Organism: Nerophis lumbriciformis (worm pipefish)
Lineage: Eukaryota; Metazoa; Chordata; Actinopteri; Syngnathiformes; Syngnathidae
Source: RefSeq, a predicted model, not a curated record
AUGCUAGGACUAAAAAGCAGUAAACACGCCGCUGAAAGCACAGUUCGGCUAUUAAAACAGGUGCAUGCAAUUCCUUGGAUGUGCACACCGUUGCGAACUCUAGUGGAUAUCUGGCCACAGCUCACGAAACAUGAGGUGAUGUCAGAGCUGAGUAAGAGCUCAGUGCUGAUGAGGCGGCGUGACAAAGUGGAGGAAACAUUGGAAGCUAUGCGAGAAGCGGGCGCCGCCAGGCUACAUGUUAUUUCUGACUUUGAUAUGACCCUGACUAGAUUCGCUCACAAUGGCAAAAGAGUUCCUACAACUCACAAUAUUCUGGACAGCAGGCUUUUGGUUGAUGAAGAAUGUGGCAAAAAGAUGAGAGCGCUGUUUUAUACUUACUACCCCAUUGAGAUCGACCCCAGCCUGACUGUCCAGCAGAAGCUUCCCUUCAUGGUGGAAUGGUGGACUAAAGUUCACCAUCUCCUGGUGGAGCAGAAGAUCCAAAAGGACCUUCUGGCUCCUGCCGUUAAGGAGUUUACCUCUAUCACCUCCAUGCUCAGGUUCGGCUACAAGGAGUUCUUUUCUCAUCUGGCCCAUCGCAACGUCCCUAUCCUCAUCUUCUCCGGCGGCGUUGGAGACGUGCUGGAGGAAGUGAUCCGACAACACGGCGUCUUCCACCCCAAUGUUCACGUCAUCGCCAACUACAUGGACUUUGACCACGCUGGUGUCCUGAGAGCCUUCAAGGGGGAACUGAUCCACACGUUCAAUAAGCGAGAGAGCGCCCUGGCACAUGUGGCGCGCUUUCCCGAACUUCAGGAGCGACGCAGUCUGCUGCUGCUGGGCGAUAAUCUGGGCGACCUCAACGUGGCGGCCGGCGUGCCCGAGCCUCGCCGUCUCCUCACCGUAGGCUUCCUCAACGACCAGGUGGAGGCCAGGAGGGAGUCGUACGUCGAGGCCUUUGACAUAGUAGUUCUGGCGCAAGAUGACACCAUGGACGUCCCAAACGCUGUCCUUAAAUUUGUGAUGUCAUCGGGAGAUGACAAUAGAAACUGA